Paramecium sonneborni is the source of this 464-nucleotide messenger RNA. The record is from the annotation of a GenBank genome assembly. NCBI's taxonomy places the organism in Eukaryota, Ciliophora, Oligohymenophorea, Peniculida, Parameciidae.
UAUAGAUAUUAUGUAAAAACAGAAGAAGGCUUAAACUUACAAGGACUCUCACACUUUAGAAGAGAGAAAGAAAAGAGUAUAGGAGCAAUUAGCAAAAUACCCUGAAAUGAUUCCUGUAAUAGUGGAGAAGAUUCCAGGUUGUAAAUUACCUUAAUUGCAAAAAGUGAAGUAAAAUAAUUUAAAUGAUCAAAUAUAGGUUUUUAGUGAAUUCUAGUUUCUCUUUUAAUGAAUUCAAAAAUACAAUAAAAAAAAAAUUGCAAUUAGAUGAGAAGACUUCGACUUUAUUUAUGUACUGUGGUAAAAGUUUAAUGAAUGAACGUACAUUUUAUAAUAAAUAUGUAGAUGAUAAACUGAGAAAUAUUUACGAUUAGUAUAAAGAUCCAGAAGAUGGAUUUCUUUACUUAUAAUAUGCAGAUGCAGAAACCUUUGGUUUUUGAUAAAAUAAUAAUCUAUAUAAUAAUUAA